AUUGUGAAUAUACACAUAUAUUCUAUGUUCAGAAAGUUUCAAGUUCAAGUUUUAUUCGUAAUUGAGAACAAAAACAAUAAGGAUGUUCGUGAUUAAAAUAUGUGUCCAUGAGUCGGUGCUCUUUUUACUUUACUUUUCCGAUUCCAAGCAUUCGUUCUCUGAAUUUCUCUGGAUUAGACAUAAAAGGAAGUAUCGUUCAGGACGUUACGUAUACAGGAAUGAAUCAUCAUUAUCAUUAUUAUCAUAAUGAUCCAUCGAUUCCAUUGUCCCUCGACAGAUCUCCUCGCGAUCGUUCUCGCGCCGCUGUCCUCGUUCGUUGGAUCUGGAUCAAUGAAGAGUUCCCACACGUUGAGGAAGGAUAUCGUCCAAGAUAUCCUAAACAGCUCGAAGGCGAUCGGGCUACUUGGCGAACGUUCUUGUUGUUGUUGCUGGCCUCGUUCGUUAACUCGAUUAAUAGAUCAGGCCGCUCUCGCUCUCCUCUUCUCUCCCUCUCCUCUCUCCUCCGCUCUCUCCUCUCCUCUCUUCGUUGCCUCUCGUUGCCUCGCACGAUUGUCACGAUGAAUCGCGAUGGUCGACCAGGUUUGCCGACCGGAUCUCCAACGGUACCGUACGGUACCCCAGGAAAAGCAACCACGGCUACCUCCCCGAUCCGCAGCACGCCGACGCGAGAUCUCAGUUUGUCACGUUUAACCGGUGCGCGUGGUCCGACCUAUCGCGUCGCUCUCUCGCCAAGAGAAGAGAUUCGAGUACGUGUGGUGAUACCAGGAUCGCGCAGAUCGAGUGCGAGCAAUUCAGCCUUCUGCAGGAGAAGAAGAAAGAAUUACUGUCCGCCGUGAUCCUGAAUCAACCCGAGGAAGGCCCAGGAAGACCCAGUCCCGCCGACUUGCCAUCUAUCAGUCGUCCUGUUCACGGGAGAGACGAGUAUGCGCUGCCGAGCGUCGUCGGUCGUCCUCACGCUCCUGAUCGCGCUGUUGGAUAGCGCGAUCGGCAAUCUGCGCGUCGUCUAUCAGUGGAAGCAGAUCGAGUAUGACUGGCCGAGCAACGACACCAAGAGGCUUUUCCCGGACUACAAGCAGGAGGACAACCUGCCCCUCGGCUUGGAAGUGGCCGGCGACCGGAUCUUCGUCACGGUGCCGAGAUGGAGGCAAGGAGUCGCCGCCAGUCUCAAUUAUAUUCGGCUCAAUGACACCCGCGAGUCGCCACCUCUGAUCCCCUACCCGUCCUGGGAGGCACAUCAAUACGGCGCCGCCGGCGUGCCGGAGAUCGUCUCGACGUUCCGUGUGCGCGCCGACCGCUGCAAUCGACUGUGGGUCUUGGACACCGGUCUCGCCGACAUCCUAGGCAAUCCUGAGCAACAGGCUCCGCCAGCCCUGAUCGUCUACGACCUCACCAACGAUCGCAUGCUGCGCAAGUAUGUGAUACCGGCUGACCAGCGCACCGCCGACUCCUUGUUCGCGAACAUCGCCGUCGAGGACUACUCCUGCGAGGACUCAUACUGCUACCUGGGCGACCUCGGCGGCCCGGGACUCGUCGUAUACUCCUGGAGCCUCCAGCAGUCCUGGCUUGUCAAGCAUCACUCUUUCCAUCCGGAUCCGCAGGGUGGAGACUUCAAGGUGUCAGGGAUAACGUUCCAAUGGAACGAUGGUCUGUUCGGGAUGGCUCUUGCUCCUACCGGCGAUGGCUACAGCACCUUGUACUAUCACCCGCUAUCCAGCGGCAUGGAGUUCUCCGUGAGCACGCGGUUCCUGCGCGAUCCACAGCGCGCCAGUACCGCGGAAACCUCCCACGAAUUCCAAACACUGGGCUCACGUGGGCCCAACGGCCAGAGCAGCGUCAGCUUCUUGGACCCGAAAACCGGAAUUCUCUUCUACGCGCUUACGAAUAUGAACGCCAUCGCCUGCUGGAAGCCGCAGAUGAAAUUCACCGUUCAGCAGCAGGGUUACGUGUACGCCGACAACGUCACUAUGGUUUUCCCCAAUGAUCUCAAGGUUGACCGGAACGGGAAUCUCUGGGUCCUCUCGGACAGACUGCCGAUCUUCAUGUACUCGCACUUAGACUUGCAGGACUACAACUUCAGGAUUCUCAUGGGAUCCACCGAGGAGCUCGCCAUGAAUACGAUCUGCUCGACGAUGUCCCCGAUCUACUCGACCACCAUGCACGAUCACAGAGAUCACAUGAAUCACAUGGAUCAUAUGGAUCACAUGGACCACAUAAACCGUAUUGAUGGCGCGAUGUCGACGACGCCUAGAGUCGCCGGAAGAUUUAACUCCGCCGACUCCGCCAACAUUGGCUCUGUCCUCGUGACGAUGACGUUAUUGACGUGCCUGAUCAAAACGUUCUCCUUGCUCGUCGCCGAGAAUAAAGAUAAAAACAACGUUGCUCUCGAUUGUGUUUGCGAGUUGAACAGGUCGGUAGGUUUUAAACGAGAAAAUCGAGAUUCAUGCGGGAGCGAACCAGUUUCUGAUCGAUCUAGUGUAGUGCGCAGUGCGCGAUCUUCAAGGAUGGUUGCUUUGACGAAAAAUGUUAUCGCCACGAUAUCUCGCGAGAUUAAGAACACCUUCAUUAUGACGGAGGACAGCACAGUGCCCGGCUUGGCUCAUUUGGAGACAAGGAAAAGCUUUAAGAAGACUGCGAUGGGUUACCUCGAGGCUAGGAGGAAGGUGGACGGCGCGGAAGGACUGUGGAGGAUUAGGAACAGUCUGUAUGAUUUGCAGACCUUCAUAAAAUCGCAUCCGGGCGGUACAGAAUGGCUCAGUUUAACGAAGGGCACCGACAUUACUGAAUUAUUUGAGAGUCACCACAUCACGGACAAGGCCGAGCGGUUGUUACCGAAAUUUUACGUUCGCGAGGCAACGACUACACGAUCGGUGCCUUUGACCUUCCAUCCCGACGGAUUCUAUCGUACAUUCAAGAGGCGUGCGAUUGAGACACUGAAAAAUGUCGACUUUCAUCGACCCUCCUUGACAUCGAAUCUUAUUACCGAUAGUUUAGCGACUACGACGUUCAUACUGGCUUUAACAGGCACAUUCUUCCAUUCCUACACUCUCGUUCUUCUCGCCGGAAUUUUUCUAACAUGGACGGUGAUCGCGGCGCAUAAUUACUUCCAUAUGAGGGACAACUUCCGCAUGUACUACUUCGACCUCUGCAUAAUGUCCUCGAAGGAAUGGCGUAUCACGCAUAUAAUGAGCCACCAUAUGUACACCAACACCCUGUGGGACUACGAGAUGUAUGUGAGCGAGCCGUUUAUGGACUGGAUCCCUCACAAGAAUAAAUCCUUUAUCAUAGGAAUAAUAAGAAUAUUCUUCAGUCCCAUCGCUUACACGUUUCUAUAUCUUCUUUUGGGAAUUAAACGAUACUACUCAGUAUUCCGGGAGUACCGUGUCUGGGAAUUUCGCGACAUUGUGCCGUUCCUGCUGCCUUGCGCAAUGAGCCUUGUCGCGCCCAAGAUUCUCGUCGCGUGGAAAUUGUGGUUGAUAAUGAUAUUGAUGAGUAGUUUUCUGUUCGGCUUGAUCGGUUUUAACGCGGCUCACCAUCACCCGGAUAUCUUCCACGAUGGCGAUAUCUACAGGGAUAACAUGGACUGGGGUCUGCUUGAAUUGGACGCCGUGCGCGGCCGCAAAGUAAUCGACGACUCAACCUUCUUGGCGCUCACGAACUUCGGCUCUCACACGCUGCACCACCUGCUGCCCACCGUGGAUCAUCACUAUCUCCCGCUAUGUAUGCCCGCAUUCGUGCAGACAUGCAAAGAAUUCAAACUCACCACCGACAAGUUCACGCAGUGGCAGUUAAUCAAGGGACAGUUUCAACAGCUCGUGCGAACCACGCCCAAGAAGAAUCAUAGAUAAUUUUUUUUACGUCGCGCAACGCUACAGAUUUAUCUAAUAAAUCUCAAAGAAUAUACUCAUGCUCAAAUUAA
Messenger RNA from Odontomachus brunneus, 3916 nucleotides. RefSeq lists its product as uncharacterized. Gene Ontology annotation, biological process: lipid metabolic process. The record is from RefSeq and is a predicted model, not a curated record. Gene Ontology annotation, molecular function: heme binding. The transcript is spliced from 14 exons. Bases 924 to 3845 code for a protein of 973 amino acids. Lineage: Eukaryota; Metazoa; Arthropoda; Insecta; Hymenoptera; Formicidae. Gene Ontology annotation, cellular component: mitochondrion.